Corythoichthys intestinalis (scribbled pipefish) is the source of this 1018-nucleotide messenger RNA. RefSeq names its product basic transcription factor 3 (gene btf3). The coding region runs from base 235 to 723 and encodes 162 amino acids. The record is from RefSeq and is a predicted model, not a curated record. Gene Ontology annotation, cellular component: nascent polypeptide-associated complex; cytosol. Lineage: Eukaryota; Metazoa; Chordata; Actinopteri; Syngnathiformes; Syngnathidae. The transcript is spliced from 8 exons.
GUCUGCUGUUAGCAUACAGUCACUACGUAUCAUCAGAUGAUUCCAGUCCAUUGUUGGAUGCAUUAUCUGGCACUCGGGGCUAGACAAGAGAUGUCACCAUUCUCAUUAAACACCCAUGCAUCGACGGCAGCAGUUCUAAAUCGGUUACGGCAAGACCAGAGUGGGCAUGCUUAACUGGCACCAGAUGGAAGAGAUUCGCAUGGCCUGGUAGAAGACCCUUUGUGUGGGGCUUGGAUGAGAGAAACGAUAAUGAAUCAAGAGAAAUUGGCUAAACUGCAGGCGCAAGUGCGCAUCGGCGGAAAGGGUAGUGCUCGGCGAAAGAAGAAGGUGGUGCACAGGACGGCCACGGCCGAUGACAAGAAGCUGCAGUUCUCUUUGAAGAAGCUCGGCGUCAACAACAUCUCCGGCAUCGAAGAGGUCAACAUGUUCACCAAUCAGGGCACAGUGAUCCACUUCAACAACCCCAAAGUGCAGGCAUCGCUCGCCGCCAACACAUUCACAGUCACGGGCCACGCCGAGACCAAGCAGCUCACCGAAAUGUUGCCGGGCAUCCUCAAUCAGCUCGGCGCCGACAGCCUCACUAGCCUCAGGAGGCUCGCCGAGGCGCUACCCAAACAAGCCCCGGAUGGUAAAGCGCCGAUCGCCACUGUAGAAGAGGAAGAUGACGAAGUCCCAGAUCUGGUUGAGAACUUUGACGAGGCUUCCAAAGACGAAGCAAACUAGAGGACCAAGCGAAGACAUAUCGGGGACCUAGGCUUCUGAACUUGGCUGCCACGGAUGGCUAAUAUGUUUGAACUGAGUGGACAUUCACGUUAUCGGUCCCGUUGACGGCGACAGGCGUCCAAUCUCUUUAGACUGGAAGACUAUCUAAAUGGGAUGCACGUCUAUCAAAGUCAGUGGAAGUAAUUGAGUUCAUUUCCGAGCUUUGACCUUGCCUAAUGAUUGUGUGUAAAAUAAUUUCCUUUCGUGUGACUUAACCAUGUGUCUGCAAUAAAAAAAGUGAAGCUACUGUCAACAA